AUGCAACCCCGCCCGUCUCUGCCGGCGGCCCAGUUCCACGACUGGUACAACACAGAACACGGUCCUUUGCGCCUUCGCUUGCCCUUUGUCACCAAUGGCUUCCGCUACAGAGCCACCGACGGCCUCGAGCCGGAAUGGCUUGCUCUGUACGAUAUCACCGACAUGGUCGAGCUGACCCGCGAGACUUACCUGGCCCUCCGAGGCGACGGCAUCAAGACCCCGCGCGAGAAAGCCACCAUGGCCCAAAUUGCCGUUGAUCGCCGACUCUACGACCUUGUGGACGAUCAAAAAGCCGCCGACUACCGUCCACUCGAGGACGAAACCGACGCCGCCGCCGCUGGCUCCGUGCUCGUUGCAGUGUCCGUUGUCGUCCCCGCCGACCAAGAAGACGAGCUCCACCGCUGGUACCGCGAGGAGCACUUCGAGAUGCUCGCCCGCGUGCCUGGCUGGCGUCGCUCCCGCCGCUUCGUGACCGCGGCCAUCGACCCCAACGCCCCUCGGGAGUUCCUUUCUCUGUACGAGUACGCCGCACAGAAUGGACUCGAAGGCCCCGAGCACAAUGCUGCGAAGAACACCCCCUGGGGCAAGCGGAUCAGCGAGAUGGCCAUCAGCAAGAAACGGCGGGUCUACGAGUGGGCCUACACAUUUGGGCCGGCCCCGCGCGAGCUCUCCUCCCUGGCCUCCAAGGACGUCGUCGGGCCCUGGCACUCCAAUGACAACCGGACCCGCACGUAUCCCUCGCCCACGCGCCCGGCAGUCGAAUCAUUCGUAACAACCACGGACGGGGUCUCCCUCCCGUACCGGCUGGAGGGCAGCCCGGACCCCACCGCCCCGGUCCUCGUGCUCAGCAACUCCAUCCUGGUCGACUGGACCAUCUGGGACGGGUUCGUCGACGCCUUCCUGUCCGACCCGACGAACCAGAACUACCGGAUCCUGCGCUACCUGACGCGCGGCCGCCUCCGCGACUGCGGCGAGACCCCCAUCACCAUCGACGUCCUGGCCUCGGACAUCAUCGCUCUGCUGGAUGCGCUCCGCAUCCCGCAGGCGACCCUCAUCGGGGUCAGCCUGGGCGGCGUCACGGUGCUGAACACCGCGCUCCGGUACCCCGCGCGCGUGGCGCGGUUCAUCGCCUGCGACACCAACAGCGCCGCCCCGGAAUCGAACCGCCAGGCGUGGACCGACCGCCACGCGCUGGCGCAGCGCGAGGGGGCCGUGUCGCCCAGCACGCAGGAACCCAUCAUCGGCGAGCAGCUGGCGGAGGCGACCACGCGCCGGUGGUUCGUGGCCGAGUCGUACGAGACGCAACCGGCGGUCGCGGCGCGGGUCAAGGAGGUGGUGCGCAACAACAGCCUGGAGGGGUUCCAGAAGGGCAUGCAGGCGCUGUGCGCGUACGAUGUGCGGGAGCGGAUGGCGGAUGCCCGCGUGCCGGGUCUGUUUGUGGCGGGCGAGGGCGACGGCGUUCUUCCGCGGACGAUGCUGCAGAUGGCCCGCGACCUGAGGGGCGGUGCGGAGUUGAAGAUCAUCCCCAAGGCGGGUCAUCUGCCGAUGGUCGAGCAGCCGCGGGCCUUUACCGAGGUUGUCAAUCGCUUCUUGCAUGGUUAA
Molecule: messenger RNA, 1602 nt
Organism: Aspergillus thermomutatus
Lineage: Eukaryota; Fungi; Ascomycota; Eurotiomycetes; Eurotiales; Aspergillaceae
Product: putative alpha/beta hydrolase
Exons: 1
Coding region: 1-1602 (533 amino acids)
Source: RefSeq, a predicted model, not a curated record